UUCAAAAACAUCACGGACGCUAUUACACGGGGAAAAGUGAUUUAAUUUGCCGCUAAGUGCCACAUAAACUCGGUUGGAAAGAUGAGCAAAUUUAGCUACCUUCAAAACGGCAAAGCAUCGACGAACGGUGUGCCACACGCGAACGGGCACCAUCAGCAGCACCAAAACGGUCAUUCGAAUGGGGUGGCCCGGAAUGGUGGUACUGCCACGGACACGCUGCCGGUAGCUUACCAGCAGAAGGCGGCCACGAGCGGCCCGUUCCAUAUGCCCCGCACCGAGCACGUUGGGUACACGUACGACACGCUGCAGGAAAUUGCCACCUAUCUCCUGGAGCGCACCGAGCUACGCCCGAAGGUUGGCAUCAUCUGCGGGUCCGGCCUGGGCACGCUGGCCGAGCAGCUGACCGAUGUGGACAGCUUCGACUACGAGACGAUCCCGCACUUUCCCGUCUCGACCGUGGCCGGCCAUGUCGGACGGCUGGUGUUCGGGUACCUUGCUGGCGUGCCGGUCAUGUGCAUGCAGGGCCGCUUCCACCACUACGAGGGCUAUCCGCUGGCAAAGUGCGCAAUGCCGGUGCGUGUGAUGCACCUGAUCGGCUGUACGCACCUGAUCGCUACGAAUGCGGCCGGCGGCGCCAACCCCAAGUACCGGGUCGGCGACAUCAUGCUGAUCAAGGAUCACAUCAAUCUGAUGGGCUUUGCCGGGAACAAUCCGCUCCAGGGGCCGAACGAUGAGCGGUUCGGGCCGCGGUUCUUCGGCAUGGCCAACACGUACGAUCCGAAGCUGAACCAGCAGGCGAAGGUGAUCGCGCGCCAGAUCGGCAUCGAGAACGAGCUGCGCGAGGGCGUCUACACCUGUCUCGGCGGGCCGAACUUCGAGACGGUGGCCGAGGUGAAGAUGCUGUCGAUGCUCGGCGUGGACGCGAUCGGCAUGUCGACCGUGCACGAGAUCAUUACGGCCCGGCACUGCGGCAUGACCUGCUUCGCCUUCAGCCUGAUCACCAACAUGUGCACGAUGAGCUACGAGGAGGAGGAGGAACACUGCCACGACAGUAUCGUCGGUGUGGGCAAGAACCGGGAGAAGACGCUCGGCGAGUUUGUCAGCCGCAUCGUCAAGCAUAUCCACUACGAGGCGAAGAAGUAGGGUGGGGAGAAGCAAAUUUUGAUAGAAAGUUGAGGAAACACACAAAACAGACAACCGAGUGACCGUUCUUAGCCGUGUGAGAGCGUGUGGUAAGGGUUGAUCCCUUAUCUCAGACCAAGCGUUCGAUGCGUCACUUUUAAUUAGGUAAAAUCGACUAUUUAGCUAGACAUUAGGUAAGCGUUAAGCGUAAUUGUAACCAUGUAGUAUAGAUAGGUAUGAUUUUUGUUAACAAUCUUAUAAGUGCUUUUUAGAGUGAUUUAAACGACACAGCAAAUCCUUUUACAUUCGCGUGUGAAUUGCAACAACAAAACACAUUCCUUUUAUGUAAAAAAAAGCAACCAAAAAAUCUGUGAAAAAUGCUUAAAAUAAAACAAUUUUAAUUAAAAUCCAA
Anopheles coluzzii is the source of this 1534-nucleotide messenger RNA. Its product is annotated as purine nucleoside phosphorylase. Bases 82 to 1143 code for a protein of 353 amino acids. Gene Ontology annotation, cellular component: cytoplasm. The transcript has 3 exons. Gene Ontology annotation, biological process: nucleoside metabolic process. NCBI's taxonomy places the organism in Eukaryota, Metazoa, Arthropoda, Insecta, Diptera, Culicidae. The record is from RefSeq and is a predicted model, not a curated record. Gene Ontology annotation, molecular function: purine-nucleoside phosphorylase activity.